UUUCCUCCAAAAUCAAUCACCGUCCGUUUGAGAUUUUUUCAAUGGGAAAGUGGAAUCACCACCGAUCGAGAUACCACCGUCGCAGAUCUCCUGAGCGAUGGUUAUGGUGAAGAAGAUGGGAUUCCAGUAUGGGAAAAGAGAUUCUGUGAAGUGAUUGGAUCAGUACCAUGGCAAAAAGUUGUAGAAGCUGCUGACUUUAAGAGCUGGUAUGAUGGUAAUGUUAUCACUUGGAACGAUUCUGCUUGCGAAGAGACUUUUCAUAGUGAGAAGAAGAGGUUUUGGUCUCGUGUUAAUGGUCUUCGUUGUGAUGUUCCUCUUCCUGAUCCGGAUCUUUAUAUUAGUGAAGUUGAUUGGGAUACUUUUGUUGACCCUGAACUCAUUAGGGAUUUAGAAACUGCUUACUUUGCUCCUCCUGAUGCCGAGGUUGAGUGUGGUUUUAAACGUGGGCGGCGAGAUAUGAAUUGGAGUGGUUGUGACAGUGACAAAGUCUAUGGUGUUAAUGCGUUGGACAAUAAAUCGAAUGGUUGGAAUCUAUCAGUGAGUGGUGCUGAUUAUUCAAAAGAUAGGGUGGGUUAUGUGGAAGCCGAGCCUAGCUGUGGAAAUGAGAAAGCAAAUGAUUCAACAUCUUGGGGUUGUUGGAGGACUGAGGCUCGGAGGGAGAACCAGUGGAAAGCCAAAGAUAGUUGGGAGAACUCAGGCCAGGGAAAUGAUGAUGGAUGGGAUAAUUCAGGGCACCAAAACAAGAAAGCGAGAGGUUCUGAGAGUGUACCAGCUGAAGAUUAUGAAAUGCUUGACAAUCCUUGGGAAGCCAAGCCUAGUUGUAGAAAGGAGUCAGCUAAAGAAACCACUUGGGGAGGUUGCUCUGGCAAGGGAUGGGAGGAUAGAGUUUGGAAUAAUGAGUGUUGGGGCAAUGGUGGAUGGGACAACCAGGAGUGGCCUAGUAAGGGAUAUAGUCGUGAUAGAGGUUGGAACAAUGAUUCUUGGGGAAGUGGUGGACGGGAAAACCAGGAGUGGCCUAGGAAGGGAUAUAGUCGUGAUAGAGGUGGGAACAAUGAGUCUUGGGGCAGUGGUGGACGGGAAAACCAAGAGUGGCGUAGUAAGGGAUAUAGUUGUGAUAUUCGGGAGCCACAGGGUUAUAAUCCAAGGAGAGCUGGUUUUGUGCCUGACAGUGCAGCUUUGAGAGAUCAUAGGGAAAAUGCAGGCGGUUGGCAAACACGUCGAGCAACUGAGACAAAGCAAAGAAGUUGGAAUGUGAAACGAUCAAGUGAUGAUGGUUGGGGUGGGCAAAACAAGGAAAGAGAUGAGGUAUAUGGACACCAUUCUAACUACAGAAACCCAUGGCCUAGAAGAGAUGAUUAUCAGAACAGGAAGGUCAAUUUUUCAGCUAAGUAACUCAAAUGAUCCAUUGGUUUUUUGUCAUGUAUUUCUGUGUUUGGAGUUUUAGCUUUUUAUGGUAUGUGCAGACAAGUGUAGUUAAGCUUAGCUAUUGACCUUCCAAGGUAACUCAAAGGCAGGGUUUAUUUUGUUUCCAACUCAAAAUUAGCAUAGAUGUAGAGUAUAUACAUAUGAGUACCAUUUUGUGAUGAUAAUGUUUGAUACAUACUUUGACUAUUCAAGGUUUUUGGCUUGCCUUUGAGGCUGGAUUGAUAAUGAAUAUGUUUCUUUUUGAA
Molecule: messenger RNA, 1670 nt
Organism: Camelina sativa (false flax)
Lineage: Eukaryota; Viridiplantae; Streptophyta; Magnoliopsida; Brassicales; Brassicaceae
Source: RefSeq, a predicted model, not a curated record